CCACCAUGGCGAUUGGCCUGGCAGCUCUGGGGCUCCUCGCUUUCCUGCUCGGGAAUUUUGCCGAACCCCAAAACUCGGAGCCAGCCGCCAAGUGCUCCCUGACCGGCACCUGGAACAAUGGCCUGGGCAACAACAUGGAGAUCAACAGCGUCAGUGACACGGGGGUGUUCAGCGGUGUCUUCUAUACGGCACCAGGGCGGUACUCCAUUCAGAUCUUUAAAUACCGGCUGCAGGGCAUCCAGCACCAGGGGCUCCAGCCCACCUUUGGCUUCAGCGUGAGCGCGAACUUCGAUGAAUCCACAUCCGUCUUUGUGGGCCAAUGUCUGCUGGACCAGAACGGAAAAGAGCAGCUGAGGACAACCUGGCUGAUGCGUGAGAAGGUUGGAUCCGCGGCAAAGGAUUGGGGGGCGACCAUGGUUGGCUGGUUCACCUUCCACCGCAUAGAGUGA
Molecule: messenger RNA, 449 nt
Organism: Crotalus tigris (Tiger rattlesnake)
Lineage: Eukaryota; Metazoa; Chordata; Lepidosauria; Squamata; Viperidae
Product: avidin-related protein 7-like
Exons: 4
Coding region: 6-449 (147 amino acids)
Molecular function (GO): biotin binding
Source: RefSeq, a predicted model, not a curated record